CAUAAAAACUCCUCUCAUACUUUCUUCGGUGAUAGAAAGCACACAGAAGAGAAAGAAAGAAAACAAAGAGGAGAAAGAAAGUAGUUGAGGAAGAUACAAACAAUUUUUGCAGAUUGUUGAGAAUGCCUUUCAAGAAGCCUCAUCACACCUCAGACAAGAACUACAUAACAGGGGACGACGGAGGCAAGUUCGAGAUACAACCUAGAGGACUCAACAUUGUGUGGGGAAAUGAUUCUCGAUACUGGAAAAUUCCAGAACAAGGUCCUGCGGAGCUGAUCCAAGUUUCAUGGUUGGAGGUAUCCGGCGUGGUAAACUUACCAGGUGUCAAGAAAUAUAGGGUUGAAUUCGAAGUGAGAGUUAAAGACGAUGGGUUCGGUUGGAGUGGCACGGACGUGCUAGUGAUGGCUAAGAUUGGGAAAACGGGAAAAUAUACGUAUAAGGUGACGAAACUAAACCCUGGUGAAACCUUGAAUAUUCCAAAAUCAACUGACCCACUUGAGAUUCAAGUGAACAAGCAAUCUGAGGACCUUCACUUUGGAUUAUAUGAAGUGUGGAGCGGAAAAUGGAAGGGAGGCCUUGAAAUUGUCAGAGCCCUCAUCAAACCUUUAACUUAAUUGCAUGCAACUCAUCAUACCAUAUAUCGUUUUCUUCAUUUGCCAACUUUGACAAGUGGAUUAAUUGUUUGUGGUUUAAUUAUUAUUAUUACUUUGUAUUUGGCGUUGAGUACUACUGUAUGAUAUAUAGAUGAUAAUAUGUGUCCAUGCUCUGCACUAGCUGAGACCUGGAUUAUUCCAACUUGCAAGUGCUGUGAGAAUAACAGUGUGUUCUGGUCAUGCAUGCAUGCUGAGAGAAACAAUGUAUGUCGGUCUUAAAAAGUUCACUGUAUUUGCAUAAACUAUAUGUACUAAAUAAUGGAUUUACAAGUGUGUUUUUUUUAUA
Messenger RNA from Glycine soja, 939 nucleotides. Its product is annotated as protein PHLOEM PROTEIN 2-LIKE A9-like. The transcript has 3 exons. Bases 123 to 614 code for a protein of 163 amino acids. The record is from RefSeq and is a predicted model, not a curated record. NCBI's taxonomy places the organism in Eukaryota, Viridiplantae, Streptophyta, Magnoliopsida, Fabales, Fabaceae.